Fomitopsis serialis is the source of this 1469-nucleotide messenger RNA. RefSeq names its product chaperonin 10-like protein. The transcript is spliced from 5 exons. Gene Ontology annotation, molecular function: oxidoreductase activity, acting on NAD(P)H. Lineage: Eukaryota; Fungi; Basidiomycota; Agaricomycetes; Polyporales; Fomitopsidaceae. Bases 1 to 1041 code for a protein of 346 amino acids. The record is from RefSeq and is a predicted model, not a curated record.
AUGUCGCAGCAGAAAGUGCUCUACCUGCAGUCCAAAAACGGGCCCUUCGCAGUCGCGUCAGCCCCGGUGCCCAAGCCUGGCCCGGGAGAGGUCCUCAUCAAGGUCCAGUCGACGGCACUCAACCCCGUAGACUGGAAGAUCCAAGCAUUUGGCCUCUUCCUCGAGAAGUUCCCUGCGAUCCUCGGCGGUGACGCAGCAGGCGUUGUCGAGGAGGUCGGCGAAGGCGUCACAAACCUUAAGAAAGGAGACAGAGUAUUUACGAAUGGCCUGUACGGGGUCUAUGAACAUGCAACCUUCCAGCAAUACACGCUCGGAUACGCCGAUGUGACUGGAAAGAUCCCAGACAAUCUCUCUUUCGACCAAGCUUCAACGAUCCCGCUCGGCUUGGCGACCGCAGCUACAGGACUCUUUCACGAGGGAGCACCGACCAGUAGUGCAGGUCUCUUCCCGCCUUGGGAAGACGGCGGACGCGCGAAGUACGCUGGAGAGCCCAUACUCGUCAUCGGCGGUGCCAGCUCCGUCGGUCAAUACGUCAUCCAGCUCACGAAACUCGCUGGCUUCGGCCCCAUCAUCACUACGGCCUCCCUCCGCAACGCUGAGCAUCUGAAGAGCCUGGGCGCGACGCACGUCCUCGAUCGCAACCUCCCCGACGCCGCCCUCAUCGCGGAGGUCAGGAAAAUCACUUCCGCACCUAUCAAGGUUGUGUUCGACGCCGUCGCCGAGUCCCAGACGCAGAAUGUCGGCUAUGCAAUCCUCGCUUCCGGCGGGACGCUCGUCAUCGUCUUGCCCAGCGCUGUGGAGAACAAGACGGACGAUAAGCGGAUUGCCCAGACACACGGAAACACGAACGUCCCGAAGAACCGCGAGCUGGGGGCGAGUCUGUAUUCGAAAGUGACCGUUCUGCUGGAAGAGGGUGUGAUCAAGCCGAACCCCGUGGAGGUGCUACCCAACGGGCUGCAUGGCAUUAUUGCUGGACUUGAGAAGCUCAAGCAGGGGGUCAGCAACGUGAAGCUUGUCGGGCGUCCGCAGGAGACGGCGUGAUUCUGGUGUGAUUCCAAGUGGUUAUGUAUGUAGAUUACCUCAGCCUCUAAAUGAAUCAAGUCGCCGCGGCGACUCCGACUCGAUACCACUGGCAAAUGGCAGACGUUGUGACAGAGUUAGCAUGCAGCACAUAGGUACUGCCUGCUGCGGCGCUCCGUCGAGACCUAUCCAAGGUUCAACGUUUCAACAUUCAGCCGGCGAAUUGAUGAGGACGACUUCCCUGCUUCUGUGGUACAUAACAGCGCCGGUGGUCUGCAACGGAGACUACAGCGCGGCUGAGCGUUCUCAUGUCCUCCUCCUCAUGAGUCUCCGGUACGGCUCGAUCCACUAGAAGGUUGAUCCCAGCUGGGACUACUCGAGCCACGUGACGCGUCACUGUAUGUAGAACCGCGCCGAUGCCACCCAAUGCCAACCACGGUUGUAUCUCG